Ornithodoros turicata is the source of this 4158-nucleotide messenger RNA. RefSeq lists its product as uncharacterized. The transcript has 18 exons. NCBI's taxonomy places the organism in Eukaryota, Metazoa, Arthropoda, Arachnida, Ixodida, Argasidae. The record is from RefSeq and is a predicted model, not a curated record. Bases 1266 to 2102 code for a protein of 278 amino acids.
CGAAGUUGUUGGGCUGUCAGCUUCUUGCGCGCGUCUGAGGUCACCUGCGACAAUUCCAUGUUCCUGGAUCAACAGGUCCAUCAUCAGCCCCAGCUCCUGCGUGACAGCCCCCAUUCCAUGCCCCAGGGAGUUCGACGCCCUCGGGAUCCUCCGUGGGCCCCUUAGCCGUUGCUGGUCCCUCCUCAGCCCCCGAGCCCCAGCUCCUGCGUGACAGCCCCCAUUCCAGGCCCCAGGGAGUUCGACGCCCUCAGGAUCCUCCGUGGGCCCCUUAGCCGUUGCUGGUCCCUCCUCAGCCCCCGAGCCCCAGCUCCUGCGUGACAGCCCCCAUUCCAGGCUCCAGGGAGUUCGACGCCCUCAGGAUCCUCCGUGGGCCCCUUAGCCGUUGCUGGUCCCUCCUCAGCCCCCGAGCCCCAGCUCCUGCGUGACAGCCCCCAUUCCAGGCUCCAGGGAGUUCGACGCCCUCAGGAUCCUCCGUGGGCCCCUUAGCCGUUGCUGGUCCCUCCUCAGCCCCCGAGCCCCAGCUCCUGCGUGACAGCCCCCAUUCCAGGCCCCAGGGAGUUCGACGCCCUCAGGAUCCUCCGUGGGCCCUUUAGCCGUUGCUGGUCCCUCCUCAUCCCCCGAGCCCCAGCGCCUGCGUGACAGCCCCCAUUCCAGGCCCCAGGGAGUUCGACGCCCUCAGGAUCCUCCGUGGGCCCCUUAGCCGUUGCUGGUUCUCCUCAGCCUCCGAGCCCCAGCUCCUGGGUGACAGCCCCCAUUCCAGGCAGUAGGGAGUUCGACGCCCUCAGGCUCCUCCGUAGGCCCCUUAGCCGUUGUUGGUCCCUCCUGAGGAGGCGCUUGUGGAGUCCGACAUAUUGCUUCGCAGUCGUUCUGUGAAGCACCCUCAGCGCGCCAGUUUGGAAACUGCGUCGGCAGAGGGCGCCGCCAGCGGCGCAGCGCAACGGUCAGUGUUCAAACUUGUUCGCUGAGUUGCUGGAGCUGACGCUCGCUACUGUGGUGUUUCGAAGUUUAUUCCGGCAUCCUAUCCAAUAUGCAAUGAGGGAUAUCGUUAGGCGUAACAACGAGUGAUGCUGUAGCGGGGAGGCAACGCCCCUUUGUUCUCUGGACCUCAGGUUUCAGGGAUGCAGUUUGCCGUUGUCAAUUUCAUCUCUGAUGACACGGUGGAAGUAGUUCCCGUCAACAUGGGUCCAUGGAACAGGGGGUCAACAUAGGGUCAACAUAGGGUCAAUAGAAACAAAUGUCCUUGGCCUGAACACGCACCCGAAAACAUGAGGAACCUUAUCAAGAAAGGGCUGCCGCCCCUGGAAGGAUGGAAACAGACCGUCAUUGCUAUGAAAGGCAUCUUCUCUUCGUAUACGGAAGCAAGGGCAGCACUCGCAAAAGCGCAAUGUAGCUCAGAGUCAGACGCACCAUCACAGAGGAGGAAACGGCAGCCACUCAUCUGGCUGCAAGAAGACUAUCAUGUUCUACAGAGUGGUAGCAAUGAAGAAGACUAUCAACAUGAUCAGCAGACAGCACCUGCUGCAAAGCGUACUGCACAUGUUCCACAAGACAGCCAAGGGGUUCUUCAGAGCCAAAUUGUGCUGGAAGUACCGUCCGUUCCCAAUGAUUUCUUUGUUCAGCAAACAGAAGAACACACAUCACCAUCUACUAUUCUACUGCAGAUGACAGGCUCUGGUACUACACAUGAAGACUCCCCAACAGGACCACAACAUGGUUUGACCGGUACGACCUCCUGUGCAGGCACAUGGACAGUGACGCAAGACCAAAAUGAUGCCCCGGCGUCACAUGACUCGUCCCGCACUUCUCCACCGUCCAAUGAUUUCCAGCGUCAAGUGUUACGUCUUCUCCACAUCUUGCGCCUUAGACAGCAAGAGCACAGUGAAACCUUGGAUGCGAUUGCUGCACAGCUUAGUGGCCCUACCAGACAUGGACCUAGUCUCUCGAAACCAAUGGUGACAUCUGCAUUCUCAACACAGGAGCGGCUAGAAGAGUUUGUCUCUUCCCUUACAUCGAUGCAACGCAACAACCUUGUUCAAGAGCUGUCUGAACUAGGCGGAAAAGAUGUCAAUGCCGGCUAUUCUAAACUACCUCAUGACAGAUGAAGUGGCAGAAAAGUACAACUGGCAGGGCCGUGGUAAAAAAAAGCAGUUUCUCCAAGCUGAAUCUUCUAGGUCUCAUACAUUGUAAGUAUAUUAUGUAAAAUGCAUAAAGCAGUAAUGAAACCAGAAACAAAAUCACAAAGGUUUCUUCCAGGCGUGGCGUCUCCACCAGGAGUAGCCAAAGCUCGGAAAAACGAAAAGUGUGAUACAAGCAAGUCCCACCUCGCUUCACGCUUCAUUUUUUUUUCUUUUCUCGGCAACGAAUGCACAUAGGGGCCUGAAACAAAUGGCUUCGUUACCUGGAGAUAUUGGCCAACAGCGUAUAAUUUUUCAAGUAAAAUCAGAGGCCACGUCUGGACCAGCCUGCCUGGUCCUACGUGGAAUCACCUAGCAUAUAAAUCAGAGAUGCAUUUAAAAAAUCUGCAUAAGUUAACACAAUGGAAUGAGCCAGAGUCCUGCAGCUGGCAACCUUUUCAGUGACUUUCCUCACCCUUCAUCCACAUGUACUAAGUUCUUAGUGUGGGGUGGUGGAGUAUGAGCCUGUACUGUGCCAACCUUGACGAUUAGAGGUCUCAAACAUAUGGUCUUGUAUCUUGAAUUUCAUGCCCUGCAGUGAUUUAUCCCCCCAUUGUUGCAAUUCUGGAUAAACUACUGCCUGUUGAUGAGCUAGCUAUAAAACUGAAUUGACUUGUUAGUGUUCUUGCAGAGUUGCAUAUUUCUGCUUUUUUUCUUAAGUUUGACAGACUAUAGGAACAUAGCAGUUUCUUGUGCUCAGGUGUAUCAGCAGGGUCAACAUCUAUAAACUGGAAUAUGAACCAUGUUCACCAGCGUGUCUUCCGUUUUUUACACCCUCUAGAAUAGUGUGUUUUUGCUAUAGGCUUAAUUGAAGCUUUCCUUUAAAAAAUUGACAUCACUACCUCUGUUCAUUGUAUGUUCAGCAGUGAUUCAUAACCUCUGUUGGUCACGUAAUCAUCAUGUUGCUGCUGUAAACACAUAGACAUCUGACAAGCAGCAGAUGAUGCAGUGCUGAUUGAAAGCAGCUGUCACGUCAAUCAUGUUUGAUAUGCAGUUUUCACCUCCUCGUGAAAACCAGGUUUGUGUAGCGUUUUUCUAUGAAGUACUUGCUCUGGAUAAUACAAAGAGGAUAGACACCCCACGUAAUUCAUCUGACCAGACUAAAAAAUGCAACUGAUGUAAAUUUUUUGGUAGUCAUUGGUUUGUCAAGUCCCAUAAAUGUAAUCCCUACACAUUUACACUGCAGCAACCAUCAAAAUAAAUCGCAAAAUUCAAGGAUCGACAAAGCUGGAUGUGAAGGGUGCCAUUGUCAGCUGGUUAAGACAUGCAAAAGAGCGGAGGACAAAGGGAAGACAGGCAUCCACGCAGACAACAAGCGAGUCCCUCACUGACAGGUAUGGCUGAUGCAUCUACUAAGGGUCAUUCCAGCUUAAGUGUCCCAAUUGCAUUGCUCCACCAUCGCCAAUUUCAAUUACGCUGCCUAUUUCAUGCAUGUCACUUUUUCCCUUCUUUUCGGGAACCAUUUACAAGGGCUGAGAGGAGCCUUUGAAGUACACCACUAAAGCUGGGUGCUACGAGAUGCAAGAGAACUGUUAAGGCACUUUUUUUUCUGGUGUAGUAGGACCAAUAUACUGCAUUUAAGAAGUUCCACUCUUCUGUCUUCAGUAGUUGAUUUUUUUGAUUAACCCAAAUGCUGUUGUCUCACCAGAAAUGCGUAAUAUUGCUGAGGAGGAAGUGGCAUUGGUGGAGGAGUUAGAGCAUUGAAGCUUCUGCAGAACUAUGACUGCGUGCCCCAACAGUGUGAAAGACACCCAUAUGAUAUUACGCAUUGCUAUGACACAUGGCUCUAGUUCUUUGGCAAUUUCAGCACUCAAACUCACUCAUUAGUGCCACUAAAUCAGAAAAAUGCACUUUCACAGUCCCCUUGUGCAUCGUAGAUCAACGAAAAAAUGCCGAACUGUGCACAGUUUUCGCAUGCCAAACACUACAACCUGGUACUGUCGGGUGAAAUAUAUAUAUAUAUAUAUAUAUAUACGGAGGUUGU